Osmerus eperlanus (European smelt) is the source of this 7673-nucleotide messenger RNA. RefSeq names its product clustered mitochondria (cluA/CLU1) homolog a (gene cluha). Gene Ontology annotation, cellular component: cytoplasm. Bases 205 to 4437 code for a protein of 1410 amino acids. NCBI's taxonomy places the organism in Eukaryota, Metazoa, Chordata, Actinopteri, Osmeriformes, Osmeridae. The record is from RefSeq and is a predicted model, not a curated record. Gene Ontology annotation, molecular function: mRNA binding; protein binding. The transcript has 27 exons. Gene Ontology annotation, biological process: intracellular distribution of mitochondria.
GGGAGGAGGAAAACCACGUGUGGUUGCUAUGUCAAGCACUGUCCUUCCUUGGCAGACUUGUUUUUGUAAGAUCGUACCCUUUGCGUGUAGCUACCUAGCCUAAUAGCUGUAGGAAGCACAUUUUUGGGUUUACAUCACACGUUUGAGCAACGGAAUUCUGUUGCCACCUUUGAUAGAUAGCUGUCACUCUCUCAUUGUCACAUAAUGGUGAGCAAAACGGAUGAAAUCCCGGCGUCAGUACCCAACUGUAACGCGGUUGAUCUUGCAGAAGAAGGUGGGGAGACGCCGGACAGCAAAGAGACCACCACAUCAGUGAAGGACCCCUGUGCUUGCGGACACGGUGCGGACACCGCGGUGAUGAAUGGCAACGGGGCACAAGAGGACGAGGCAGAGUCGAAGCAGGACGGGGGAGGUGACACAGAUGGCGGGGAUGAGUCUAAUGAACAAGAAGUUAUUGUGAUACAGGAUACAGGGUUCACUGUGAAGAUCCAAGCACCUGGGACAGAACCCUUUGACCUCCAGGUUUCUCCUCAGGAGAUGGUGCAGGAGAUUCACCAGGUGCUGAUGGACCGUGAGGACACCUGCCACCGCACCUGUUUCUCCCUGCAGCUGGAUGGCAAUGUGCUGGACAACUUUGCAGAGUUAAAGUCCAUUGAGGGCCUGCAGGAGGGUUCCCUGCUCAAAGUUGUGGAAGAGCCGUACACCGUGCGCGAGGCUCGGAUCCACGUGCGCCACAUCAGAGACCUGCUGAAGAGCCUCGACCCGUCAGACUCUUACAACGGAGUGGACUGCAACUCUCUCUCCUUCCUCAGCCUGUUCACCGACGGGGACCUGGGAGAUAGCGGAAAGCGGAAGAAGAAAGGUAGUGAGCUCGAGCAGAUUGAUUGUACCCCCCCUGAACACAUCCUGCCCGGCAGCAAAGAUCGCCCCCUGGUGCCCCUCCAGCCACAGAACAAGGACUGGAAGCCCACGCUGUGCCUGAAAGUCCUGACCAUGAGUGGCUGGAACCCCCCUCCGGGGAACAGGAAGAUGCACGGUGACCUCAUGUACCUGUACAUGGUGACGGUGGAGGAGCGGCACAUCAGCAUCACCGCCUCCACCCGGGGAUUCUACCUCAACCAGUCCACCACUUACACCUUCAACCCCAAGCCAGCAAACCCCAGCUUCCUGAGCCACUCCCUGGUGGAGCUGUUGAGCCAGGUCAGCCCAGCCUUCAAGAAGAACUUCACCGCCCUACAGAAGAAAAGGGUACAGAGGCAUCCCUUUGAGAGGAUAGCCACACCUUUCCAGGUGUAUAGCUGGACAGCGCCACAGAUGGACCACGCCAUGGACUGUGUGAGGGCAGAGGACGCCUACACCUCCCGUCUGGGCUAUGAGGAACACAUACCUGGACAGACAAGAGAUUGGAACGAGGAGCUCCAGACCACUAGAGAACUGGCCCGUAAGAACCUUCCAGAACGCCUACUGAGAGAGAGGGCUAUCUUCAAGGUACACAGUGACUUUGCCGCGGCUGCCACGCGUGGCGCCAUGGCGGUGAUUGAUGGCAACGUCAUGGCCAUCAACCCCGGAGAGGAGACCCGCAUGCAGAUGUUCAUCUGGAACAACAUCUUCUUCAGCCUGGGCUUUGACGUGCGCGAUCAUUACCGGGAGCUGGGCGGGGACGCCGCCGCGCACGCCGCCCCCACCAACGACCUCAACGGCGUCCGAGCGUAUGGGGCGGUGGACGUCGAAGGCUUGUACACCCUAGGGACCGUCGUCGUCGACUACCGCGGUUACCGUGUGACGGCUCAGUCCAUCAUUCCUGGUAUCCUGGAACGGGAGCAGGAACAGAGCGUCAUCUAUGGUUCCAUCGACUUUGGAAAGACUGUAGUGUCACACACCAAGUACCUGGAGCUGCUGGAGAAGACGAGCCGGCCACUCAAGGUCCAGAAACACAGUGUCCUCAACGAGAAGGACGAGUCUGUGGAGCUGUGCUCCUCUGUCGAGUGUAAGGGGAUCAUCGGCAACGACGGGCGCCACUACAUUCUGGACCUGCUGCGCACCUUCCCCCCUGACCUGAACUUCCUCCCUGUGGAGGGUGAGGACGUAGCCCCGGAGUGCGUCAGACAAGGCUUCCCACGUCAGCACCGCCACCGCCUGGCCUGCCUGCGACAGGACCUCAUCGAGGCCUUUGUGGAGCACAGAUACCUCCUUUUUAUGAAGAUGGCAGCACUUCAGCUAAUGCAGCAGAAAGCCAACAAAGAAAACAAGGUAGCGGCCCUUACAGAGACCAGCAGCCCUGCCCUCGAGGCACCGCCGGCCCCGCUCCUGACGGACACCCCCGAAUCCUCCACGGACUCCUCUGAGACCUCCACUGAAACCCUCACAGAGAGCAACGCUGAUGCCACCGCCGCCCCUACAGAAGCUGCCCCUAAAACGGCUCAGCUCGACGGCACCCAUACCACACCCACACAGGAGGCCGCUACAACCACGACCACCACCAACGGGCCUUCGGAACCUGUUGCCACCGCCACCCAGAAUGGAGAGUGUGAGAGCCCCUUGGAGGGUAAGGAGCCAGAGGACAGUAUCCCAGGGUUAGCCCAGGCUAAAGAGCUGGCCGAGUCCUUAGUGGCGGAAGAUGGAUCCGGUAUUGACCCUAAAAGCAGAGAAGUAGUCCUCAAUGCCUGCAAAGCUGUUGGCUCCAUCAGUAACACCUCCUUCGACAUCCGCUUCAACCCAGAUAUCUUCUCGCCAGGCGUGCGUUUCCCUGACGACAGCGUGGAGGACAUUCAGAAACAGAAGCAGCUACUGAAGGAUGCUGCUGCCUUCCUGGUGUCCUGUCAGAUCCCUUCACUGGUGAAGGACUGCCUGGACCACAGCGCUCUGCCCAUGGAUGGAGCCACACUGACAGAGGCUCUGCACCAGAGAGGCAUCAACAUCCGUUACCUAGGCAAUGUGCUGGAGUUUGUUGACAAGACCCCUGCCAAGGCACAGCUGGAGCAUUUCUAUAGAAUAGGAAUCAGUGAGUUGAUCACCAGAUGUGCAAAACAUUUCUUCAAGACGUACCUCCAGGGUGUGGAGUUGUCCGCACUCUCUGCUGCAGUUAGCCACUUCCUCAACUGCUUCCUGAGCUCCUUCGCCGAUGCAGUAGCACACCUGCCCACUGACGAGCUGGUCUCACGCCGCAAGAACCGCAAACGCAAAAACAGGGUCCCUGGAGGCGGGGACAACACUGCAUGGGCCAGCCUGACGCCCAGCGAACUGUGGAAGAGCAUAGUCUCCGAGGCUCAGAGCUACUACCACUUCACCUUGUACUGCGAGAGUGUGGACCUGGCAGUGGAGAAAUACGGCCUUCAGAAGAUCACCCUCCUCAGAGAAAUCUCCAUUAAAGCCGGCAUCCAGAUCUUAAUAAAGGAGUACAACUUCGACAGCCGCCACAAGCCUGCCUUCACCGAGGAGGACAUCUUGAACAUCUUCCCUGUGGUGAAGCACGUGAACCCCAAAGCCUCUGACGCCUUCCACUUCUUCCAGAGCGGCCAGGCCAAAGUGCAGCAAGGUUUCCUGAAAGAGGGUUGUGAGCUGAUCAAUGAGGCCCUGAACCUCUUCAACAACGUCUACGGGGCCAUGCAUGUGGAGAUCUGUGCCUGCUUGCGCCUGUUGGCACGCCUCAACUACAUCAUGGGAGACCACGCUGAGGCUCUCAGUAACCAGCAGAAGGCUGUAUUGAUGAGUGAACGAGUGCUUGGUAUUGAGCACCCUAACACCAUCCAAGAAUAUAUGCACUUGGCACUGUACUGUUUCGCCAACGGCCAACUGUCCACUGCACUGAAGCUGCUGUACCGCGCCCGCUACCUCAUGCUAAUGGUCAGCGGGGAGGACCACCCUGAGAUGGCGCUGCUAGACAGUAACAUUGGCCUGGUGCUGCAUGGAGUGAUGGAGUACGAUCUGUCUCUGAGGUUCCUGGAGAAUGCCUUGGCCAUCAACUCCAAAUACCAUGGGCCCCGGUCCCUUAAAGUGGCCCUCAGUCACCAUCUGGUUGCAAGGGUCUAUGAAAGCAAGGCAGAGUUCCGCUCUGCACUACAGCAUGAAAAGGAGGGCUACACCAUCUACAAAAACCAGGUGGGUGAGGCCCAUGAGAAGACGAAGGAGAGCUCUGAGUACCUGAAGUACCUCACACAGCAGGCUGUGGCUCUGCAGAGAACAAUGAAUGAGAUUUACAAAAAUGGCUCAAAUGCCAGCAUCAUGCCCCUCAAGUUCACAGCUCCCAGUAUGGCCAGUGUGCUGGAGCAGCUCAACAUCAUAAACGGCAUCAUUUUCAUACCUCUCAGCCAAAAGGACUUGGAGAACCUGAAGGCAGAGGUGCAGAGGCGACAGCAGCUCCAGGAAGCAGGAAGGAGUGACGAGCUCGCCGAGCACAGUCCACUGGAGCUGGAGGACAAAAUUCCCAUUGAUGAUUAAUGCUAGCCACCCUCCCAACACUUACUACUCUGCAAGGGGGUGGCUGUGAUGCAACAGCCAUCUGUUUUGAGCCCGCGGACCUGAGAACUGAGCUGUCUAAAAUCAACAAAUGAAAGAAAAGGGGGAGGGAAUGGGUCACUGCAGACCAGAAAACAUGAAUACAGGCGGUAGAUUAUACAAGGUGCAAAGUGGAAAAGUUUCAUAUGGGGCGGGAGAGUAUUUAAAAAAAAAAGAAAAAAAUGUAUAAAAUCAAAGAAAUCAUGUGCAAUCUGAAAGUCACUUGGUCCUAGUUCUUGGCAGAAAGGUGCAUUGCCGGAUAGCACUCCUGAAAUUGAAGGUGUGUGUGCGUGCAUGUUCAGUGUGUGAAUGGUUCUAGGGAAGGAGAUCAAGGAUGACCAUGACAUUGUAUACCAGAGCCUUAUCCACUAUUCACUCUCCCAUCCCAGCCGCCCCUCUCCACUCAGAGCACAGGAUCCCUCUACUUCCCCCUGUAAAGCCACUGAAACAUCAGGGCAUCCCAUAAGAGUAGGCACUGAUAAGGUACCUCAAAUGACAACACGCACCCUGUCCUGAAACUCAGGGGACUUUUUACUGUGCACUAGGGAGAAGCUAGAAAAAAGAAAAAACUGAAAUAAGAGAUUCUAAUUUUGGGCUGGAGAAUGUAUUGACUACCGUUUAUAUUAUUUCUUCAGUUAUUCUCCUUCCACCAAUCACCUAUCAACUUGACUGCCCUAUGGUUCAUGACAACUUCGUGGUUUUAUACCAUGUGGUUGGCUGCUUUGUCUAUGGGUUAAAAUGUCACCUUCAUUAGGUCUCAACCAAUCUUUCAGAUGGAUUGUUGUGUUUUUCAGUAAAAAUAUAAAUAAGGAAAAUCUUUUUGUAAAUGGAAGGGGAAGAAGAAGCCAUUUAGGUCUUGAUUUAUCCAUUAAUUUAAGCCAUGUCCUUUUUAUAGAAAAUAUAUGAGGAAAAGAUGUAUAAAUCUGUCUCUGGGGUUUAGACAUGUACUGGAUCAAUGUUGAUGGAAUUUGGCAGAUUUGAAAACGUCCAGAAUAGGUUUGAACAGUAAAUAAUCUAUAUUAGCUGUGUUCAAUCUUCUAUUUUUCCAAUAUGUGCAUGUUUGUUUGUUUGUUUGUGUGUGUUUUAUGUAGUCCGAGGGAACCAGACAGCCAGGAAUUUGGUACGAUGCUGCUGCUGUGUUGUUAUAAUGACUGGGUUAUUAAGCAGGAUUUUCCAACUGCUUUAUUUUUUUAUACACAUAGAGAAACCAUGGGACAACUAAUGCAACUUGUAUUCUCUUGUUACAUUCUUGGUCACCUGUGUUGUAAAUUUGCUGAGGGAUUUAUACUAUGAACUUCUCCCCACCAUUAGACUGGUCAGAGAAUGACACAACUUGGCCAAAUUAUGUUUUGGUGUACCACCUACCACCAGAUGCCGUCAGCUGUAUUGAGUGCACUUUUGAGUGCUGUCUGGAUAAAUACACACUGCACCACCUAAUGUGGUUUGAGAAGGGCUGCUUCAUUGUAAUUAAACCAAAAAAGAGACUGGUGUGUUUGUGUGUGCUUGUAUACAUGCGAUGUGUCCCUUCCUUGCGAAUAUCUUUCUAAAUUGUUGCUGUGGCUAAAUGUAUGUGAUUAAGGCAAUAGAGAUAAUGCUGAAACUGAUUUGUUUUUGAAAGUGCAGCUUUUUCCUGCACUUAAUGUAAGAACUGUUGCUAUUCUGUUUGCAUUGUACUUACAUUGCAAGCUUUGUAAACAUAAAGCCUACUACCAAGCAUAAGAAACAAACUGUAGCUAAAAUCGUCCCCCCCCCCCCAAUUAUUAUGUUAUACUGUGGGGAAAAAAACAGAUUGAGACAAUAAUGGAACUUGGUGUGUGAUUUGUGCCUAUUUAUUCAUAAAAUGGGUAGUAUUCCUUUGCAACUCUGUGUUGCCCUGUUAAAGGUUAAAUGGGGAUGGGGGUGGUCUUUCCAUGGAUCCUUGUUUUUCUUGUCAUAGGGUUACACAGGAGUUGUGUAUCUGCAUUUCCUCCCCUCUAAUUUGACCACCUUCUCCAUGAAUGUUUGUCUCAGUACCACUAGUGGCCAUGGGGUGGUACACAAGAGAUUGUACUUCCUCAAAAGCAAGGAAAAAUGCUUUUGUAAUGUGAAACAAUGUGAGCAUAUCACAGUGUUGGUGUUAACUGUUCAAUAUGCUUUUGUUCAUGACUACAAUGAAUGAAAAUGUAAACAGUUUUUGGUCAAUUGCAAAUGCUGUUCAAAUCCCUUGAGUCUCGUUGGUGGCUUUGACAGUUUCUGAUAGAAUAAACUCUUUUAGAGAGAUCAGUACACCUUUGUCUGCAUAUAAAUACAUUUUUUUUUUAUGAAUCAAAGAAUUAUGGUGCUUUUAUUCAAUAACAAAGGCACAAAUUCUUAUUUGGUGAAAUUCCAUUGUUGGUUGUAUUCUUUAGCAAUAUACUUCCGUAUAUCUUCAUGUAAAUGCAUGAUAAACUGAUUUGAAUUUUUGUAGACUGGUUCAGUUUCGGUAGUGUGGAAGCAAUAACGUUUCAGUAAUUGUGUUACUUGGUUUUGCCUCUGGUAUUAAAACCAGUUUUAUCAUGAAUGUCCACAGAAGCAAAACAAAUUGUGAAUGCCAUUGAUGGAAAUGUUAGCAAAUGGAAACUAAUGCAUUGGACCUUUUAGAUUUCUAAUUAAACAAAUUAUUAGGUGUUGAUCUUGAGAACUGUUGAAUACUAACAUAAAAAAUAGUUUUCAGACAAUUAUCCUGUAGCAUAUGUGAGAUUAGCCAGUUUGUCCCCAUUCUGUGUUCUUUAGAAUUGUUACUACUUUAUUUCCCAUUGCAUUUCAGUCCUUCAGUAGCCACAAGAAACCAUCAGCAGCCUUUCAAAGUUUUACUGAGGUUGAGCAAGCAGGAAUGUCUUUCCUUCCUUACGGCUCUUGGAGGAAAACAUUUUCGGGCAAAUUCCCCCCAGGAUCUGUUCACAUCAAGGGUUUUGUCUAACCCACACUGUUCAGCUAGCAUUGUCUGUGAAACUCAACUGAGGGUUGUCUGAGGGUUUAGUUCUGCUACGUUCUUGAACCAACACGGUUCCUUUUUUUUGUAUUCCUCCUGCACAUAGUGUUCAAGUCUGCUUUCCUUGCUGUAUGGUACCUGUCUGUUGCUCUUUACAAAAUAACAAUCUAAUUAUUUUUGGUCUGAGUAUGCUUUUGUAUUAAAAUGAAUAAAGAACUAGUAAAUAACA